Adineta steineri is the source of this 438-nucleotide messenger RNA. The record is from the annotation of a GenBank genome assembly. Lineage: Eukaryota; Metazoa; Rotifera; Eurotatoria; Adinetida; Adinetidae.
AUGCAAUUUCAAUCGACUUUAAUUAGAAUUAUUUUAUUUUUAACUAUUCAGAAUGCAUUAGCUGUUGAUGAUAUUUUCUCUGAUGAAAAAUUGGACUUUCCUGAUACAUGUGAAACAGGACAUGUUACUGGAGAUUGGAAAGAAUGUGCAAGUCGUUUAAGUACACUUAUAUGGGAUGCUCACACGUGGUAUGAUAAUCAACCAAUUAGUAUAUGUAAAAUUAAAUGUACCCGUGUAUUAAAAGGACAUGUUAGUAAAUUUAAAUGGGUUUGGGAUGCAAAAUUUCACUGUGAAGAAAAAGCUCCAGGAAUUAUUGGUAAAGCUCGUGGAUUUAAAACUCGACGAGAAGCAAUGCAAUCAGCCAUUUCUCAAACAAUCGAACAAGCUAUUAUGAAUGAUAAAUUAACAGCAAAUGAUUUUAAAUGUUUAUUCACAUAA